CUUUUGUUGCUUAUAGAAAGUCAAUGACAGUGAUGCUCACAAUAUUGUCCUAUCAUAUCUUGUGCAUAACUGUUUCAAUGAGACAGCAGAGACCUUUCUUGUUUGUACUGGAAUGAAGCAGCCUGUCGAUUAUCUUGUGGACAUGGACAAAAGAAAAUCAAUAGUCCAUUUUGCGUUGGAUGGAAAUGCUCUCAAGGCCAUAGAGCUGACAGAACAACUAGCACCGAACUUACUGGAAGAUGACAAGGAUUUGUAUUUUGAUCUAUUAAGCCUUCACUUUAUUGAUCUCGUUUGUUCAAGGAAAUGCACAGAAGCUUUGGAGUUUGCUCAAACCAAAUUAACACCAUUGGGGAGGGUGCAUAAGUAUGUUCAGAAAUUGGAAGACCUUAUGGCUCUAUUAGCUUAUGAGGAGCCUGAAAAAUCACCUAUGUUUCAUUUACUGAGCUCCGACUACCGACAGAAUAUUGCAGACUGUCUGAAUCAAGCUAUCUUGGCACAUGCCAAUCUGCCUAGCUAUUCUUCAAUGGAAAGGCUGAUACAGCAAGCAACUGUGGUUAGACAAUUCCUACAUCAGGAGCUCAGCAAGGAUGGGCCUCCAAAAUUUUCUCUGAAAGCCUUUCUGAAAAAUUAGAUGGAGAUCGCAUGCUCUGACCUACUUACUGUGAGCAUGGCUUGUUUCAUUUUCCUUCAGAUUACUGUGUGCUGCCCGUGAUUUUUGUACAAGGUCCAGUCAUGCAGAAUGUAGUUGCGAUAGCUUGGCCAAUGUAAAUGUUAUAUAUGGGAAAACAAUCAUAUGCAUCUCUUUUUCUGGUGUCUUGUUAAUUGUUAUGCAUUCUUUUUAAAAAGAAGAUCACUGGUUUAAAGCCAGGCGGUUUCUCAUCUGAGAAAGAUGGCUGUUGCUUGUUGAGUGCAUGCUGUGAGAAAGUUGGGAUGUCGGGGUCUUUUUUUCUAUUUAUUCUAAAUGUAACUCAAACUAGCAUGUGAGGAGAAGCAAGCAGAAGCUAUUCUAUCUUGCUCCACAAUUGUUAGGCCUUUGCAAUUUUUUAUUUGUUGAAUGCCAGAGUAUUAGAGGCAUCUUAAUGGCUUUGAGUUGGCAGCAACAAAAAUCCUCCUCUGAUCAAUGAUGAGUUGAUUUUUCUUAAUAAAUCUGGACUCUUGCAAAGUCGUCACUGAAGUGCUUUGAAUUCUGCUGCAACGUGUUGGCGCACUACUUAAGGGUUGCUUGAGUUUGACCAAACCGUUAUCAGUUCCAGCUUCAGAAAUUCCCCAGUUUGACAGCAUCUUCAGCAGAUUAGCGUAGGCAUGUAAAUGGGCUGGCCGCAAGCCGACAUCAUCGACAAAUUCACUGAGCCCAGCCUGAACAGAUGCCUUGACAACACAACCGAGAGGAUCAAGGUGCCCUGAAAGUUAAUAAACAUCGUGCACUUCAAAAGCUGAUGUAACCUCUUGUUUUCUAACUGUCUCUGAGACUUUUCUUCGGUGGAAAAAUUAGUUUAUCUGCUUACUUUUCAUUCUAGCACCAAUGGUGACUCAAUGCUUUUGUCUAUUCUUAUCAGACGGCCAUGGUUAACCUGGUUGCCGGCUGGUUAUACAUGACAGGAAAAAUAUGGUCAGAUUGAGACAGUUUGGGAUUA
Messenger RNA from Elaeis guineensis (African oil palm), 1634 nucleotides. The record is from RefSeq and is a predicted model, not a curated record. Lineage: Eukaryota; Viridiplantae; Streptophyta; Magnoliopsida; Arecales; Arecaceae.